This is a messenger RNA of Sander lucioperca (pikeperch), 2506 nucleotides long. It is a transcript of the gene rad21l1, whose product is annotated as RAD21 cohesin complex component like 1. The transcript is spliced from 14 exons. Bases 105 to 1721 code for a protein of 538 amino acids. Gene Ontology annotation, cellular component: synaptonemal complex; cohesin complex. Gene Ontology annotation, molecular function: protein binding; chromatin binding. NCBI's taxonomy places the organism in Eukaryota, Metazoa, Chordata, Actinopteri, Perciformes, Percidae. Gene Ontology annotation, biological process: mitotic sister chromatid cohesion; replication-born double-strand break repair via sister chromatid exchange; synaptonemal complex assembly. The record is from RefSeq and is a predicted model, not a curated record.
CGGAAGUCGCUGCUUGGUUAUGUCCUCGCGGUGAUGUGCACGCAUUAAAUGUCAAAACGCGGCACUUUCAAAGUUAAGGUGACAGCUAGCUUUGGUAUUCCAACAUGAUGUUCUACACUCAACUCUUCACAUCCAAGCGGGGGCCUUUAGCCAAAAUCUGGCUAGCAGCGCACUGGGAAAGGAAACUCACAAAGGCCCACGUAUUUGAAUGUAAUUUAGAAACAACAAUCAAAGACAUCAUUUCCCCAAAGAUGAAAAUUGGUUUGCGGACAUCUGGUCAUCUGCUCAUUGGUGUGGUCAGGAUCUACUCCAAGAAAGCGAAGUAUCUCCUUGCAGACUGCAAUGAUGCCCUGGUUAAAAUUAAAAUGGCAUUCAGGCCAGGUCAGACAGAUUUGCCCGUAGAGGGGCUUGAGGCAACACUAAAAGCAAUUACCUUGAUCGAAGAUUUCACUGUCUUUGAUGCCCAGCUACCAAAACCAAGUAACAUAGAUGUCGUGGACCACUUUUCACUGAACCAGUGUCGAUCAGAGGAAAUCACUCUGAAAGAGGAUUAUGGAAAUGGCUUUCUGAACAUGGUAGAUUUCGGAGAUGAGUCCCAGAGCCACCAUGGUGGGCUAAUGGAUAUGACAUUCCAGAGCCUGACUCAACAUGGAGAUGCUUUUGGGGAUGAGGAUAGAGGAUUCGACCUACUCGACUUUCUGACAAACCCCAGUGAUAAUGUUGAGUCCACCGACUUCAUCCCCGAAGAGCCUCAACAUGAAAAUCCAGAGAUCUCUGCACUCGAUCAUCAACAAGAUGCUGACAUAAAGAUGAUGGUGACCCCUACACAGAGUGAGACCACCCUGCUCGCUAAUGAGGAGGAGGCCUUUGCCCUUGAACCUGUGACCAUCACUCCAAAUUCAGAGAAAAAGAGGGGAAAGAGGAAACGCAGGUUGGUUGUGGACCAGUCUAAAGAGCUGACCAAUGACUUCAUCAGAGAGCAGCUUUCUGACUAUUCAGAUCUGGUUGCCCCAUUGGACAUGGCCCCACCAACCCUGCAGCUCAUGCAGUGGAAGGAGAGCGGAGGCGCAGACAAACUCUUUACACAGCCGUGUACCACUGUAGCAACUCCACAGAUAAAGGAGCUCUUUGCCAAGAGUAUUUUCCAGGGGAAGUAUUAUGGUGUGAGUGAGGAGGUUGAGAUGAUGCGCCAGGAUGGACAAGAAGUUCAGAGGGACAUAAGCGCCCUCACCACAGACGACGUCAGUAUCGUAGAUUCAUCAAUAGAUCCCGAAAGACCCCACAACACUGAGCUGACAGACCCUGAUCACAUAAAUGACAAUCAACGUGGGAAUUACUCAGAGCUGGCACAAGAUGAAAACAGGUCGGAUUUCACUCAUCCAGAACUUCCAUCAGAAGACUCUAUGUUUGUCCAUCCUUCUUGCAUACAGCAGGAGACUCCGUCAACUUCCCUCCACACUCAGUCUGUGCUCGACAGCCAGGACUUUGAGGAGAAGAGGAUCAGCAGGCGUACACAGAAGCUUCUGAACACACUAAAAAGCCAGAGCAACAGUGUUACCACGUUUAGCCUGCAGGCACUCUGUGAAGGAAGCACUCGCUUGCAGGCUGCAACCACUUUCUUCUGUCUUCUGGUCCUGAAAAAACAAGAAGCCCUUCAUCUGAACCAGAUAGCACCCUAUGAGGACAUCCUUCUUACUCCUGGACCUAAGUUCUACAAUUAGUAAAACAGUUUCUUUAAAAAACAGAGAUGCAGUUCUGGUUCUACUCGAUCUGCCUCAUGCACAAGUAUCACAUGUUUGCGUUGCUAUGUCAGUUUCCCAGGGUAAAAUUUAAUUUACUCAAAUAGGUUCCUAGGCGGAAUGGUAAAAACAGCUUGAAAGAAAGAUCUAACUUUAUAUUAUACUGUAUGUCACACACACAUUAGUAUAUGUGUGUGUCUUAAGACUUGUAAAUAUUUAGUUUGUUCUCUGCACUUUUCUUAAGUAAGAAAUUGGGAAAGUAUCAAUGAAUCACUCAACUUCUCUAAAACUCUUUGCCACUGUUUUUAUUAGGCCUGCAGCAUCAUACAGUAUCUGACACUAGAUACAUGUAUGGCUUUCACAUCCCUAAAUAUUUUAAAUAAUUGAGUAUUUAUUUUUUUUUAGUGUUCAGUAACAUAUGACAUUACAGUUAUUCUUGGGAUCUUUUAGGACUGAAAUUUCCUGCAUGUUCAGUUAGUGAUUUACAUCAGUUCCUCUUCUAUUUAUUAUAAACAAGGAUUUUAAGUAUGUAUGUAAGACCUGCUAUGCACCAGGUGUCACUUGAACCUGUCGUGCAAAAUGGACAUUUCAUUAUAAGCAAAUGUCGCAAAAAAGUAUUGCUCUAAAGUACAGGUAUUAUUUAUAUCUAUUUAACAUUGUUCCCUGUUUCACUGCACAUAUAAAUGUUUUCUCGAUUUGGAUACAUUUGUAUAGCUUUAACAAGUUUGAAUUUGAUGUUACUAAAGUUUGGGAUAUGAAGUUCAAUU